Sinocyclocheilus anshuiensis is the source of this 760-nucleotide messenger RNA. Its product is annotated as E3 ubiquitin-protein ligase TRIM17-like. The coding region runs from base 303 to 746 and encodes 147 amino acids. The transcript has 2 exons. Gene Ontology annotation, molecular function: zinc ion binding. NCBI's taxonomy places the organism in Eukaryota, Metazoa, Chordata, Actinopteri, Cypriniformes, Cyprinidae. The record is from RefSeq and is a predicted model, not a curated record.
AAUAAAGUUCAACUGUACAUUCAGUCUCUGUUCAGAAGCUCAAAACACAUCAGAAACUCCACCCUUCUUUAUCUUUAACCUUUACCCUACCAGGAAGUGACUAGUCUUAUGAUUUCUCCAAUAUCUUACUGAAGGCUAAAGAGUCAGUGUUUUGGAGAUCAGAGGAGGACACUGUAAAUGAGGAUUUUGGAGAAGUGUAUUGAACAGAAUAGGUUUGAUUUUGGUUGUAAUUGUUAUUUACUUUUCAAAGUCAGAAAGUGAAAGUAAAUUGUAGAUCGUUGCAGCUUUUACAAGAAGAGGAAAUGGAUUCCAAAUUGGUGGAAGAGCUUUCUUGUCCCGUUUGCUGUGAAAUCUUCAAGCAUCCUGUUCUUCUGUCCUGCAGUCACAGUUUUUGUAAAGAGUGUCUUCAACAGUUCUGGAGAACCAAGAAAACUCAGGAGUGUCCUGUCUGCAGAAGAAGAUCGUCAAGACCAGAGCCUCCACGUAAUCUAGCGUUAAAAAACUUGUGUGAUUCACUGAUAAAGGAGCGAAACGAGAGGCGCUCAUCAGGAUCUGAAGAGAGCUGCAGUUUACACAGUGAGAAACUCAAACUCUUCUGUCUGGAGGACAAACAGCCGGUGUGUUUAGUGUGCAGAGACUCAGAGAAACACGUCAAUCACACAUUCAGACCCAUCAGUGAAGUGCUUCCAUCUCACAAGGCACAAAUGGGACUACUUCAUGAGAAUUAUCAUGCGUCAUACAAUUGACAAAAACUAUGAAA